Mesorhabditis spiculigera is the source of this 519-nucleotide messenger RNA. Lineage: Eukaryota; Metazoa; Nematoda; Chromadorea; Rhabditida; Rhabditidae. The record is from the annotation of a GenBank genome assembly.
AUGGAUUACCAAGCGAUUGCCAGGUUGGCCUAUUAUUUCCAGAUAUCUGGGUCAUCGUAUGAGAAUCAUGUGCAGGGUACACUAUUCAAAGAACUUCACAUGAAUGGGAGGGUAGGAAAGCGGAAGAGGAGUGAGAAUGAGGUAUCCUAUUAUUCGCACGACAACGCGAAUGCCUAUUUCAAUUGGGAUCCGGUGAGGAUGGAUGCUGCUGCAGGGUGGACGUUGCGAGCAGCUGAUGUUGCAAAAAUAUUUGGACAUCUUGAGAAAUAUCGAUGGACACGUUAUCGCGACGUAACCCAACGAUCUACAUGGAAGGCAGAUUACGGUAGAGGCAUCCAGAUAGGUUGGGAUGGGUCGUUAUAUCACUUUGGAUCACUGGCUGGCACUGAAGCGAUCGGUUUCUCCAAAAACGGCGUACAAUGCGCGCUUGUGGCCAAUAUUCGAGGGCAAGAUGAGAAUAUUUUGACAGAAUGGAUGUUGCAAUUUUGUCAAGCUAUUACUGGCAAAUUAACAAAUGAA